UACAAUUCGUUUCAAAAUUCUAGUAAGCACUGAAAUUUACACCAACUCAACUAGCACGUUGAAAAUUAAUCAUUGAAAUCAAGAAACUCUAUUUAAAAUGAAUAGGAACAACCAGGCUUCCGAUUCCUCCUGGUCAGAACCGAGAAGUAUGAGCGCGACGAAUGCCUUAAUCGAUGCCAUUCGUAACAGCCGGCGGUUGAGGUUGGAUUACACACAGGGAACCAGUAACUCCCAUAUCGAUUGCCCAUACAUGGCUGCCGUCAGGGAUCAGAUUCGCGGUCAAAGAGCCAUGGAUCGCCUUUUGAACACUAAGUUGGACCGGGAUAAGCUGCCGGAAGAUACUCCGCUGCCCAUAUACUUGGCACAUAGGGAGCCCCGCAGCAUCAGUCCCCCGUCUAAGUGGGAUAAACCGAUUAUUAAAAAGCAGAAGACCCAAUAAAUAAAUUAAAUAGUUCAAUUGUUACUAAAUAGAUCUUUAAAAUUUGAAAGAAUUGUUCAAUCAAAUACAAAAGUAAAACCGCUAAAAAAGU
This is a messenger RNA of Drosophila elegans, 530 nucleotides long. RefSeq lists its product as uncharacterized. Bases 98 to 439 code for a protein of 113 amino acids. Lineage: Eukaryota; Metazoa; Arthropoda; Insecta; Diptera; Drosophilidae. The record is from RefSeq and is a predicted model, not a curated record. The transcript has a single exon.